CGGGGCUCAAAGAACGAUCUUCCCCGGCGGGGCACCCCUUCAGGCCCGUAGCGGGGUUAGGAGAAUCAAACCCAGAGUCCGGCCCUCUCCGCGGGCGCCUUCAGUAACAGCAUUAGGGAGCGCUCUUUCAGCACCAGGGUCCCCGGCCAGCCACAACGUGACGGUCGCUGCAGACUUGACCUGUGACUUUUUUCUUGAUGGCGUUCUUAAGGACGGAAUGUCAUUGUACAUGUAGCCUAGGCUGGCCUUGGACUCCCCGCAGUUCUACCUACUACUACCCAGGAGCGAGCUACCACCACGCGCAUCUAAUCUCUGGUUUCUUUGGGUAAUUUACCUCGCUUCCAAAAGAGCGACCCAGGAGCUUGGCUCACUGUCACAGCCUGCUCCCCAGUUGGAGGGAUAGGCUGGUGUAGCCCUACCUCGCCAGAAGGCAGGAAGACAGGCGACCAAGUGGAGCAUCGUGCCACCAGUGUCUGGGACACAGGUCCUUGUUAUGCCCAGAUCUCGGGGACCCCCAAAAGACCACCACGGAGACCAAAUCCGGCAUGUAAAAGCAAAGAGCCUUUAUUUCACACUCCAGAGCUUGGUCCCUCUGUCCAACACAGCGGUGAGAGCAGAGAGCCCUGAGCUGAGGGGAGGGCAGAGAUUUUAUCAUAGCAGAGGUUGGGGUGAGGGGAUUUCCAGGGUCCAGGACCCUGAUUGGCUGACAAUUGUCUAGGAGUAUCUGUAAAACAAAAAAUAGGUGUGUGCUAGACUCAAGGACAUCUGGCCACCUUAUCUAAUGGUUGGAAUGUUUGGGAUGUCAGGUACUUCCUCACCCCUGGGUGGUAUCAGCUUCAGGCUUUUCCUGGAUCUGGGUGUUGCCUGCCAGUAAGCCUGUCACAGAAGCUGUGUCUAGGCCCCUAAGCCUGUCAUGGCUGCUGUGUGGUCAAGCUACUUUGGGCCCCUCCACAGUCCUCAGUGUUGAAGUAAAAGUUGCUCAGUGGAACUUUGUAAAGCAAGGCGGGGCUGGCUGCCUCAAGGCCUUGGCAGUUGCUGGUGCAUGUCCAGAACCCGGCCCUAUCUGUGUCCCCUGUCCAGCCUCCACCAGCUGGUUGUCAGCCCGAGCCCUGUGAUCACUCUGGUUCACUGCUGGACGAGGUUAGCUGAUGGCUUGUGGAACCCUUGAGUUCUUUUACCAGGAGCUUUGUGUCCUCCGCAGGAAGCAUGUUCUCAAGCCCAGCUUCCCUCCUGCCCUGCAGCUGCCUGGCGCAGGCUUGCCCCAGUCUCUUGGCCUUCCUACUGCUACUGUUGCCAGGCUUUGUCUCCUUGCAGAAAGGGAGGGGAUGGCGGUCCAAUGGUCUGGAAGUGACUCCUACACACACUGCAUCCUUAGCACUGCCAGGGAAGCCUCUGGUGCCCACAACUGGAGACUUCACUCAGCUAUUUUUAAAGUGCUAAGCCUCAUACAAGAUGCUGGCCCAACGUUCAGCUGGCCCUCAGCUACUGACCUUAGCACCCCACACCCAGGUGUAUGUGUUUGUGUGUUGUAAACAAAUGUGCAUGUGUAUAUGCCUGUUUGGAUUUGUGCUGAUGUGUGUACAUGUGUGGAAGCCAGAAGCUGAUGUCCGAUGUAUUCCUCAAACACUGGUCUUCUAUACUGAGGCAGGGUCUCACUUGAACUCCGUUCACAGAUGCGCUAGUCAGCCUGCUCUGAAGAUGCCCUGUCGCUGCCUUCUGAAUGCUGGGAUUACUGGCAGGCCUGCCCAGCACCGGAUCUCCACAUCCUCAUCGUCCUCACACAUGCACAGCAAGACACACACACACACACACACACACACACACACACACACACACACAGCGCUCUUGGCAUUGUCAUUUGAACCGAUGCAUGAGAUUGCAGUGUAUCUUUGGACACAUCCUUUGUAAUGUCGGACUGGUCCUAGCAUUGCCAGCCCCAGUGGGAGGGUAGUCCAAGUUAACAGCAAGCACAUUGGAAUUUGUUGCCAUCACUGUGUCUCGCUGGAAGUUUUUCAUGCUCGUGGUGAACCCACUGAGGAAAUGGACUUGGAUCAACUGGACCUAAACCCCAGAAUUAUUGCUGCAAUUAAGAAGGGUAGACUGAAGUCCGUGAAGGAGGUUCUGUGCUACUCCGGCCCAGACUUGCAGCGGCUCACCAGCCUGCCCACACACGAUGUGCACCACCUGCUGAAAGUGGCCUCUCUACACCUUCAGGGCAGCCGUGUCCUUACAGCGCUGCAGCUGUUCCGGCAGAGGGAGAGCUUCCCCGAGCAGCAUCAGCGCCUGAGCCUGGGCUGCCCGGUCCUGGAUCAGUUCCUGGGUGGCGGCCUGCCCCUGGAGGGUGUCACUGACCUGGCUGGCCGAAGCUCGGCAGGGAAGACGCAGCUGGCGCUACAGCUGUGCCUGACCGUGCAGUUCCCACGACAGUAUGGAGGCCUGGAGGCUGGGGCUGUCUACAUCUGCACAGAGGAUGUCUUCCCCAGCAAGCGCCUGUGGCAGCUCAUUGAACAGCAGCAGCAGCUGCGGACAGAUGUGCCUGGGGAGGUGGUCCAGAAGAUCAAGUUCAGCAACCACAUCUUCGUUGAACAUGUGGCUGACGUGGACGCCUUGUUGGAGUGUGUGAGUAAGAGGGUCCCCGUUCUGCUGUCAAGGGGAAUGGCCCGUCUGGUGGUGGUCGACUCUGUCGCAGCCCCGUUUCGUUGUGAGUACGAUGCUCAGGCCUUGGCCACCAGGGCCAAGCGCCUGCAGUCACUGGGGGCCACGCUCCGAAGUCUGAGCAGCACCUUCCGGAGCCCCGUGCUGUGCAUCAACCAGGUGACAGAAAUGGCGGAGGAGUCCACGCCCAGGCCACUGGGGGCCUGGGAUGAGCACCUCUCGCCAGCCCUGGGCAUCACCUGGGCCAACCAGCUCCUGAUGAGACUGAUGGUGGACCGGGUGCAUGAGGACGAUGCCACGGUGGGCUUGCCCAGAAGCCCAGCUCGGACCCUCCAAGUGCUCUUCGCCCCGCACCUGCCCCUCUCCUCCUGUUGCUACACUGUCAGUGGGGAAGGCAUUAGAGGGAUACCAGGACCUGAGUCCUGCUAACAGUGGCACCAGUGGGUCACCUGACCAGGUCCCAAGAAACCCUGAUUCUGAUGAGUCCCUCCAACAGUGUUAGUGGCACCUGGUGCACAGAUACCAGUGACACUUAGCAUCUGCUCUUCUCUCCCUGGGGUUCACCUACUAUUGAUCCGUAGAGUUGCCCCACAUACUGCCCUUCAGAGCAGUGGUUCUCAACCUGUGGGUCAAUACCCCUUUGGGGGUCAGACAAUUCACAGGAGUUGCUUAAGACCACUGGAAAACACAGGUAUUUACAUUAGGAUUCAUAACAGUAUCAAAAUUACAGUUAUGAAGUAGCAGUGAAAUAACUUGAUGGUUGGGGUCACCAAGACAUGAAGACUGAAUUUAAGGGCCGCAGCGUUGGGAAGGUGGAAAACCACUGGUUUAGAGGAUGAAUGGCCAACCAGGGGUCCUGGCAGUCCUGAGGGUGUCUGCUGCUGGGAACCCCAGAAUGACAAGGCUCAGCUCUUGCCUCUUCUGCUUUCUGCCUGGGGCUGAGUCAGCAGCUGGUCUGGUGGGGCCUCCUCAUGCAGGGUGAUCUUAACCCACAAACAGGCAGGGAUGCUCACCACUCAGGCCAAGUGGGGCACGCAGUGAGGUACUUCCCCGCUGUGCCCCUCCCCACACAUACACAACAUGGUGGGGCAGAGGAGAAAACAAGCUGACCUUGGGCCCUGGUUCCAGAACAGUCUCGGGGAAGGAUGUAGGACUGUCCUAACCUGGUUGCCUCAGGCCGAGCAGCUUCCAGCAACUUAAGAGAGACAGCAGGAAACGGGUCUGUGUGUCCUUGCAGAGGCCUGGCUAAGUAUGUCCAGCAACUCUGACUUGGCAGUACGUCCAGGCUGGGGGGCACUAUGGAGCCACAGCAUGCCACAGGACUACGGGCAUGCUCAGCAGAAGGCACCUCCUGGUGACAUCUGCUCUGGACCCCAGAAUCAUCACUUCUGGACUUGAGGCUCUACAGUCACCAAGGAAUGUGGCCUCUGAAGACAGGGGUGUGGCUUUGAUCCCUCCUGGCAGCACAGGCCUCCACCAGCAAAUGUGCCACGUAGACCCACACAGGGACAGGGCCUCACCAAGGAGUGCUGUUGCUCCAGUGGUGUGUGACUCCAGUCACUGUCCCCACUCCAAGAGGGACAGACACUCAUGGCAUAUACCACGACAUCUCCAGCAGAGCCCCGCCAUGCAUGGAGCUUCAAACCUUCAAAGCUACCUGCAGCCCCCACCCCUUUUUUGGCAAUUCUGGAGACGGAACCUAGGGUCUCCACUGUGCCCAGCCCCACCUGCUGCCUGAAAGGCUGAGGACGCUGGCCUGAGAGAUGGGACACAGCUACUUGGGGUGGGAGUGGUUUAUACAAACAGCCUCUCUGCAAAACUGGAGGGCUUUAUAUCAGGAAAUAAAACUUUAUAACAAAGUAGUGACAAUUCUAAAUUGUUUUCUAAAUAGUUUGUAUUGAAAAUUAGAAAACAUGGUUCCAAAACAGGCACACUUAGAAGCCAUGCCCAAGGCUCCCGUAUCCAGCAGCUAGGUCAAGGGGCCUUGCAAGUCCACCCCAACAGUGGUCCACAUGAUAAAGCCAGAGCAUCUUUGAGGAUAUGGGAGCCAUGCUCUUCCCAGUGUUGGGAACAACUUGUCCCAGUAUCUCUGGAUUUGCUGCCAUCAGCUAGCUGUCCAUACCACUCCUGCCACUGUGAGCUGGGGAACCCUGCCCACCUGCUUCUGCAUUACAUGCCAUCCUACUGCUCAAGUCUGCAUCACAGGUCCAAUCAGCUCAAGAAUGAGUGCAGAUGAAUGUAGGACACAAACUAGGUUCACGUGCCCCAUAGGCCUACGUGGACUGUAAGCACGCAUCUCUAGCAAUUAUUUAAUAUACACCACUACACUGACUUCCUCAGGCUGGCAAGAGGCUCAAGGGGUAAAGGCCCUUGCAGCACAAACUGGCAACCUAAAUUCACUCUGGAAGGAGAGAACAGAAGGCACAAAGUUAUCCUGAUGUCCAUACGCAGAGCCACGGUUACACACACACCGACUUUCUACAUGACGUCUCCAGCAGCUUUACAGAAAAUUCCUAUCUGAACCCUUCCAACACUCAAUGUGUUGGACCACACACCAACCCGGAAGCAUCCAGUUGCCUGCUGUGCCCACCACCCAUGAGCUUCCCUGCAAUAACCACCUCAGGUUGUUGACAUCUCUCUCUCUCUCGGGAUCCCCUCACCAUAAAGAACAUGGUGAAAAUGGACAGUGGACCCCUGCUUGUCUCCUGAGAACAUGAAGUGCAACAGAAUCUUGCACAAUGUUGACUGCAAACAAGUUCCCAGAGUGCUCCUCUGCAGUACAGUGUCCAAGCAGUCAGGCCUGCCAACUUGCUCUAAGAUCUGUUACCUUCUGCAGGCUUGGAGGCCCACACCCACCAGGCUUUGACCUGAGUUCUCAGGGACUCCCGUUCCUCACACUUGAGUGGCAAGAGCUUUACCUGCUUAACCACCUCCCCAGCCCCAACCCUGGUACUUUGCCCAGGACAGGGUCUUUCUUGUAGAGCCCUGGCUGGCCUCUGCCUCCUGAGGGCUGGGAUUCAAGUGCACCACCAUGCCUGGCCUCAGAAAUCUCUAACUGGUUGUGAUAGAUUAGUUUAACACCACUGUACUCAGACCAGCUGGAAAACCUGAUGUUUCCCAAGAACCAUGCAGUUCUUCAGACCAAUGUUAGGCUGAGCCGGAAAGUGCCUGCAGCCCAAAGGCUGCAUCCUGCUGCCCUGAUUUAGGUUUACAAGUUCAGAGUUUCCCGGGCCCUAUUCUCUCAACUUGAGGUUAGUCUCACACAUUGUCUUGGACUGAUCUGAGACAUUAUUGUCAGAACACACCCGUGAGAAAGCUUCUGUGUGCUCGGCAUACAGGGCCCAAAGGACAGGGGCCUCUAGAACAUUGGCACAACACCCGCCACCAAAGCUGACCCAACAGCAGUAGAUGGUCUACAGAGGCCUGUGGGAAGCAGCUCCCCUGUGUACCGCUUCUCCAUCUCUUCCCUCCACAUUCCAGGCUCAACAGACACAGACCACUGUGAGCUCCUGGUCAGAAAGGAAGUAUUUUAAGCAUCUGAUGCUUGACGAUUUUUUCACAGUGUUCAAAUUUUAAAUAGAUGUAGGUGUUAUGACAGCGUGGGAGGCAGAAGUCACAUGCAGCAGUGGAUCUACGCAUGCCUAGGCCUCUAGCUGCAGCCUGGCUUGCCUCCCUGGGCACAAUGAUGUUGGCUCUGGUCAUUAGCAGCCCCCAAGCACAGGUGCAGAUUAAGCAACAGAAUUCUGGGGCAUGGCUGCCAGGCACUUUUUAAGCAACAACCCCAGAUGUUGGUGGAUGUCCCCAUCAAGAAAGAAAGCCCACUCCUACCAAGAGGGCAAUCUCCCUCCUGGCAGACUGGAGGAACUGCCAGGGCUUCAGGGCUGUCAGUGUUCCACUCCUCUCAGAGAGCCUAUCUAGUUCAGCCCCAGCCCUCAGUGGGCUAGUUCAGUGUGGCCGGCACUCAGUGCUCUCAACUCUGCCAGACAAUUACGUUGUCCCUGUGGGAAAAAGCCAAUGGAAAAUUAUAUUUAACCAAUACUUCUAAGGAGGUCACCCUCAAGCAAUGUUAUGCAUAUAAAACACUGAGCAUUUGGGUUUAGAGGUGUAGCUCAGUGCUUGGGUGCAGCUCUGCAGGGUGUGUUUAAUGAGCAAAAGGUCUGAGUAUAUCCCAGCACCAGAAACCAAUUUUAGCUCCCAUGACAGGUAUGCCUAGAGCACACCACCUGGUGUCUCAGAGUGUCCUUCAUCCUCCACUUGGGGCUAGGGUGACAGCUGACACUUUAUUAGUUGAAUGUGGGUCACAGAGAGCUGUGGUCCCAUCAGGUGUGACAACCAAGGAGUCCGUCACCUUGGACUGAGCUCUAUGUGCCAGCAUAGACAUGUCCUUCACAGUCACAGCUGCUCCAGCUGCCAGGCAUGCUCAGAGCACCCAAGCAACAGGGCAAGUUCCAGGAUCACUAAAUGAUAGCAACACCCAGCUGCCAAUCCAGAUGUUGUCUAACAGAAAGGCAAAGCAGAAAGGCCACUGGCUGCAGAGGGAGACGAAGCUCUCAGUGUAAGGGAGACGAAGCCUGGUGAUCUGUGUGAGGCUGCUCAAGGGAGUGACAGCAAUUACUGGAGGAGGGGAGGGAAGGGGAGAGAGGGAAGGGGAGGGGAGGGAGGGGAAGGACAGAGCAGAGCACCCAGAGAACUGACAGGCUUUGUACUGCUGGACACGGACAUGCAAGGACAAACCAUGGACACAUUGUAACCGAAGCAGGAAACACACUAGGGUGACCCUCCUGCUCUUGGGAUGCUGGGGACCACGGGACUUGGAGAGUGGGCCUUUCUCUCACUUGGCCUGAAUAUGCACAUGCUUUAACUGGAUUUAGUGCCCAGGGGAAAUCCACCCAUGUCUCUGCAUGUUUGCAGCGUUAAUUCUUCUUAAUGCAGCAAGUACCGCUGCCUUCUGAACCCGCCCAGCCAGGGCUGGGACUCUGCUGCCUGUCAGAUGAGUCGGGGCUCUCAGAGGGCCCAUUACCCCAGGCAAACACUAGGCUCACCGGGAGAACUAGAUGCAUAAACACAUUCUAUAGUUUGGGGUAAAUAAAUAAGAAAAGCAGUUUUAACUAUUAGCAAGACCAACUAUGAAGUCACCAUUUCUCUGCUGAGAGGCCAGGUGCGUGGCAGCCUAUGGGGCACAGAUGCUGUGCACACUCCAGAAAAUGGCUAGCUCUGUUCACAUCUACUGUACCAAAAGCUUCAGGACAAAACUAAAGAGAAAUAUUUCCGCACAGCCCAAUCAUAUGCCGCUGGAGAUCUGAACAAGCUGUUCUCUGGGGGGACUACUAGAGACAGAGUCUCUGUGUAGCCCUGGCUGUCCCGGAACUGGCUCUGUAGUGAAACAGGAUCUCGUUUUGUGGUUCUGGCUGAGGCCUGGAACUCACCUUGUGGAGCAGGCUAGCCCUGAACUCCAGGGCUCUGCCUGCCUCUGCUUCCUGAGCGCUGGAUUCAAAGGCUUUUAUACCACACCCAGCCCAAUUAUUCUUAGGGAAGGCUAACUUCUCUGAAGAAGGCUGCGCCAGCUUGUCUCUCAGUUUCCCUUCCCUCCUAAGAUAAUGGAAGCACAGGGCCCCGCCCGGCAUGCCCUGUCUGAUCCAUGACACUGGAACGACUCGGGUCUGAGUGUUCCAGUGCAGCAGUCACGUGUGAGUGCUAAGAGCAGAGGUGUAGACGCCUCAGUUUCACACGGUGUGUAGCAUAUAACCCAAGUCACUGAGAAACAUCAGCACGGAAUGUGGACUUGUACCUCACAUCAUGUCUGGCUGCUAAGGGGCCACGGCAUUUACACCACCCCACUCCAUCAGGACUGGCCACACACUGCUGCUGGCUGUUAGCACGGUAAGCCAUAGGAAGACAGGAAAAAGAGGAAAAUUCCAAGCACUCUCUCUUGAGCAGGGCAUUCCAGAACUGACUGCGCACUAAGAGUUUCGGUCUCCCUGAGGAACAGAACCACCGCUCAGAUGGUGGGCCCAGGCCAGGCUUGGGGGUGCAGACCUACAAUCCCAGCUACUCGGGUGGCUGAGACAGGAGGAU
Messenger RNA from Peromyscus californicus insignis, 8730 nucleotides. It is a transcript of the gene Xrcc3, whose product is annotated as X-ray repair cross complementing 3. The record is from RefSeq and is a predicted model, not a curated record. Gene Ontology annotation, cellular component: replication fork; Rad51C-XRCC3 complex. The transcript is spliced from 8 exons. Gene Ontology annotation, biological process: t-circle formation; telomere maintenance via recombination; double-strand break repair via synthesis-dependent strand annealing. Lineage: Eukaryota; Metazoa; Chordata; Mammalia; Rodentia; Cricetidae. Gene Ontology annotation, molecular function: ATP binding; four-way junction DNA binding; ATP-dependent DNA damage sensor activity. Bases 2041 to 3084 code for a protein of 347 amino acids.